Molecule: messenger RNA, 708 nt
Organism: Hyposmocoma kahamanoa
Lineage: Eukaryota; Metazoa; Arthropoda; Insecta; Lepidoptera; Cosmopterigidae
Gene: CCDC53
Product: WASH complex subunit 3
Exons: 3
Coding region: 1-531 (176 amino acids)
Biological process (GO): actin filament polymerization; exocytosis
Cellular component (GO): WASH complex
Source: RefSeq, a predicted model, not a curated record
AUGUCUAUCACACAGUCUAUAACAAAUCAAGAACACGCUGGGCUAGAUUUAUCUAAGGUAGCAGCAUUGCAACAAAAGCGAACGGUGGCGUUUGUGAACCACUUCGCUAUAACUACGGUGCAAUUUCUGAACAGUUUCAUGAAACAGUGUGAAGAAAAACUGAUGCGCUUUGAAAGACAGCUGGAAAAGGUUGAAGCGGCGAUGGUGCUGCUAGAAGCUAGACUUUCAUCAAUACCAGAAGUAAGUGGAACACAAGCAGAUCCAAUAGAAAAAACUAAAGUUGAAACAAAAGUGGAAAUAAAUCCACCCCCAGAAGUAAGUUCACCAGAAAAUAGUGAACUGAAAGGACCACUUAAAGAACAAUCAUCAGAUUCAGUAAAACCAAAAGAUAGCCCCGUCCCUAGUCAUCCCGAAUAUGACAGAUUUAUUAAAAUGGUGUCAGUAGGAGUGCCUUUAGAAGCUGUGAAAUUAAAACUAUCUGCAGAAGGAUUGGAUCCCAAUGUUUUUGCAAAAUUAGUUAGUACAAAAUAGGGAAAAAGUAUAUUUCUAACAAGAUCUGGUUUAACAUUUGUUGUAAAUAAAAUUAUUAUAUUUUGUACUAUACAAAUAAAUAAUUUAAAAAGUUUUUACAGUGCUAACAAUUGUUUUGUAAAUUAUGUAUAAAAAAAACUAUUUAAAUUUUGUAUGUGCAAACAAUAAACGAUGACA